Molecule: messenger RNA, 1569 nt
Organism: Panicum hallii
Lineage: Eukaryota; Viridiplantae; Streptophyta; Magnoliopsida; Poales; Poaceae
Product: 2-oxoglutarate-Fe(II) type oxidoreductase hxnY-like
Exons: 11
Coding region: 298-1302 (334 amino acids)
Source: RefSeq, a predicted model, not a curated record
CCGGUGGCCAAAGAGAUUGGGUCCCUCUGCCAAAGCACUUCUGGUCUUGGCAUUGGCUUUUGCAACCCUUUUCCACCAACCUUCCUCUCCAGGGUCACCUACCCGAUAAAUCGUCCCGCCAUACCACUCCAAUCCGGCGGCAACUCCUGCGCUCUGCCUGCGCGCAUCGGGAAAAAGAGGCGGCUACCGGAAAAGAGGAGGGUAGGCGGCGGCGCGGCAAGGAGGGAGCAAAAGAAGAGCGGCAAAUCUAAGAGGGGUCAGAGCCUCAAGGGAGAGAGUCGGCAGAGAGCGCCGAGCAUGGAGAGCUCGAUCUCGAGGACUGAGCUGAAUUGCAUCAGCCUGGCGGACCCGGACAUCCAGAAAUCGGUCGCGCUCCUCAAGCAGGCAUGCCUGGAUUCAGGCUUCUUCUAUGUUGUCGAUCAUGGGAUAAGCCAAGAGUUCAUGGAUGAAGUUUUUGCCCAGAGCAAGAAGUUCUUUGACCUUCCCCACAGUGAGAAAAUGAAGCUUCUCCGAGACGAGAAGAAUCGAGGGUAUACACCCAUGCUUGAUGAAAUUCUUGAUCCAGAAAAUCAAGUGAACGGUGACUACAAGGAAGGAUAUUAUAUAGGAGUUGAGGUACCUGCAGAUAAUCCAGAAGCAAACAAACCAUUUUAUGGUCCAAAUCAGUGGCCUACUGAAGAAGUAUUGCCAAAAUGGAGGGAGGUGAUGGAGCAAUAUCACAGGGAGGCAUUGAGAGUAGCAAAAUCAGUUGCAAGGAUCAUUGCUCUUGCUCUGGACCUAGAUGUGGACUUCUUUGAUAGACCCGAAAUGCUUGCCAAGCCUAUAGCCACUUUAAGGCUCUUACAUUAUGAAGGUGGACAAAAUACAGGUCGAGUGUCAAAUCCUGCAAAGGGUGUCUAUGGAGCAGGAGCGCAUUCAGAUUAUGGCCUAAUAACUCUCCUGGCAACCGAUGAUGUAGUUGGACUUCAAAUAUGUAAGGACAGGAAUGCUCAACCUCAAGUAUGGGAAUAUGUAGCUCCCAUGAAAGGAGAAUUCAUCGUCAAUCUUGGUGAUAUGCUCGAAAGGUGGAGUAACUCCAUUUUCAGGUCAACCUUGCAUCGAGUAGUCCUAGAUGGACGAGAACGCUACUCGAUAGCCUACUUUGUGGAACCAAGCCACGACUGCGUAGUUGAGUGCCUGCCAACCUGCAAAUCUGAAACGAAUCCUCCAAAGUUCCCCCCGAUCACCUGCUCUGCCUACCUGUCCCAGCGCUACAAGGACACUCAUGCAGAUCUGAGCUCGUACAGCGACGGCAAGGCCUGAAGGAUGCCCUACUCCUACCUUUUUUUUUUUGCCACUACUUACUGAUGCUUCUGUUUCAGCCAUCCAGUGUUUACUUGUAACCUUCAGUAACACAGUAGUGUGGAGGAUGGCACUACGUGUGUAGUAACACCAUUACCAGUGUAUCACGGUAUCAGUAUAAAUGCAUAGCAGUUUUGUAGAUGCCGUUCUCUAUGUACUAUGAAGACUGAAGAGGAGAGUCAAGAAGGGACUUCUCUGUUCUCGUGUAUGGUGAUUUGCUGUUCUGAA